This is a messenger RNA of Bombina bombina (fire-bellied toad), 1298 nucleotides long. It is a transcript of the gene NDUFA9, whose product is annotated as NADH:ubiquinone oxidoreductase subunit A9. Gene Ontology annotation, cellular component: mitochondrion. The record is from RefSeq and is a predicted model, not a curated record. The coding region runs from base 60 to 1193 and encodes 377 amino acids. Lineage: Eukaryota; Metazoa; Chordata; Amphibia; Anura; Bombinatoridae. The transcript is spliced from 11 exons. Gene Ontology annotation, molecular function: protein-containing complex binding.
GCUAUACGACGAUCCGUAGUGCUUUGCUUUCUGCUCUGCAUUGUGGGAGCUGCAACAAGAUGGCGGUUGGUAUCCUCUGCCGGGCAACCAAUGCCCGUACAAUGUCACGUCCCAGGAUUAUAUCCCUUGUGACAUCUGUUCCCAUUGUACUACAGCAGAGAAAAGUUCACCAUGCAGUUAUCCCCCAUGGAAAAAGUGGACGUUCCGCUGUCAGUGGAGUUGUUGCCACUGUGUUUGGGGCUACAGGGUUUUUGGGUCGAUAUGUUGUCAACCGAUUAGGGAGAAUGGGAUCUCAGGUCAUUAUACCACACCGCUGUGAUCAGUAUGAUAUUAUGUAUCUUCGUCCUAUGGGAGAUCUUGGACAAAUAAUAUUCAUGGAAUGGAAUGCAAAAAACAAAGAUGCCACGAGAAGAGCCCUUGAAAACUCAAAUGUUGUCAUCAACCUUGUAGGGAGAGAAUGGGAAACAAGCAACUUUGGAUUUGAGGAUGUGUAUGUGAACAUCCCAAGAGAUAUUGCUGCCUUAGCGCGGGAAGCUGGAAUACAAAAAUUCAUUCACAUGUCCCAUCUGAAUGCAGACAUUAAAAGUCCCUCAAAGUAUUUGAGGACAAAGGCUGUUGGAGAGAACGUUGUAAGAGAAGAGUUCCCAGAGGCCAUAAUACUGAAGCCCUCAGAAAUAUAUGGCAGAGAGGACAGAUAUUUCAAUCAUUAUGCAAAUAUGCGCUGGUUUGGAGGUGUUCCUCUCAUUUCCUUUGGUAAAAAGACUGUGAAGCAACCUAUUUAUGUAGUUGAUGUAGCCAAGGCUAUUAUUAAUACUAUCAAAGACCCUGACUCUGUUGGAAAAACAUAUGCACUGGUUGGGCCUCACCGAUACCUUCUCCAUGAUCUGGUAGAAUACAUAUUUGCUGUAGCCCACAGGCCGUUCCUCCCAUACCCUCUGCCACGUCCUCUUUACCAUCUAGGUGCAAGAUUCUUUGAGAUGAACCCAUUUGAGCCAUGGAUAACAAGAGACAAAGUUGAUCGAUACCAUACCACAGACAAGAAAUUCCCUGACUUACCUGGAUUGGAGGAUCUUUCUAUUGUUCCAACUGCCGUGGAGCAAAAAGCUAUUGAAAUCCUGCGUCGCCAUCGUAAAUACCGCUGGUUGGAUGCUGAGCUGGAUGUUGUCAAGCCAGCCAACACUGUAAACUUGUAAAAGUCAAGAGAACUGCAUACUUCUAAGCGUCAGAACCAACUGCUUCUUAUAAAUGCUUCAAAACUCUUAACACCAAUUGUGUACAUAAAUAAAGUAUUAAUAUGA